Messenger RNA from Otolemur garnettii (small-eared galago), 3346 nucleotides. It is a transcript of the gene PARG, whose product is annotated as poly(ADP-ribose) glycohydrolase. The record is from RefSeq and is a predicted model, not a curated record. The transcript is spliced from 19 exons. NCBI's taxonomy places the organism in Eukaryota, Metazoa, Chordata, Mammalia, Primates, Galagidae. Gene Ontology annotation, molecular function: poly(ADP-ribose) glycohydrolase activity. Gene Ontology annotation, biological process: ATP generation from poly-ADP-D-ribose; nucleotide-sugar metabolic process; regulation of DNA repair. Bases 299 to 3238 code for a protein of 979 amino acids. Gene Ontology annotation, cellular component: cytoplasm; nucleus.
CGCCCCGGAAGCCGGAAGUGCCUCACGGCAGCUUUCCGGUGGUGGGAAAGUGAACGAAGUCCGAAUCAAAGCGCCGCGUCCUGAUGCAGGUGGGGUGCCUGUGGAAGAGGGAAGGCAGGCGACUGCAUAGGGCCUGACUCGGGAGGCCAGCGGAUCGGCACCUGCAGAAGCAGGCAGCGGCAGAGAGGGAAUGGUGCGGGGAGGCGCUGAGAAGGCGGCGCAGUCAGUCCCUCUCAGGGUUAGUGAAUGAGGCUCUCCGUCCGGGCCGGCCCGGGGACUGUGCGCUGCGGGUCCCAGCAUGAGUGCGGGCCCCGGCUGUGAGCCCUGCACCAAGCGACCCCGCUGGUGCGUUGCUGCAACUUCUCCGCCUGCUGCUUCCGACGCCCGGAGCUUUCCCGGCAGGCAGAGGCGCGUCCUCGACCCCAAGGACGCUCACGUGCAGUUAAGGGUCCCACCGUCCUCGCCAGGCUGCGUCCCGGGGCGGGCGGGACCGCACAGAGGCCGCGUCACCUCGCUUGGUACGAGACAGGUGUACCUAACCACAUGGUUGGACACUAAAAAGCUUUUUAGCAAGGCAGGGGAUACCAUGUGUUUGCAUAGUAAAGAAAACAACAAUACGAGAAUAGAAUCCAUGAUGAGUUCUGUACAAAAAGAUAACUUUUACCAACAUAAUGUAGAAAAACUAGAAAAUGUUUCUCAACUAAGUCUUGAUAAAUCACCUAUUGAAAAAAGUACACAGUAUUUGAACCAGCAUCAGACUGCAGCUGUGUCUAAGUGGCAAACUGAAGGGAAACAUACAGAGCAGCUUUUGGAAAGUGAACCUCCAGCAGUAACUCUGGUACCAGAGCAGUUCAGCAAUGCUAACAUUGAUCAGUCACUCCAAAAUGCUGAUGACAGUGACACAGAUAGUGAAGACAACAGAGAUAACCAACAGUUUCUGACACCUGUAAAGCUUGCAAAUGCAAAGCAGACUACAGAAGAUGACGAGGCCAGAGAAGCCCGAAGCCACCGAAAAUGCAGUGAGUCUUGCCAUUCUAUGGAAGACUGUGCAAACUGUCAGCAGGAAGAGAUAGAUGUGGUCCCAGAGAGUCCAUUGUCGGAUGUGGGCUCUGAGGAUGUUGGUACUGGACUGAAAAGUGACAGCAAAUUGAGUAGACAAGAAAGUAGUCUAGGAAAUUCUCCUCCAUUUGAGAAGGAAAGUGAACCUGAGUCACCAAUGGAUGUAGAUAAUUCCAAAAAUAGUUGUCAAGACUCAGAAGCAGAUGAGGAGACAAGUCCAGUUUUUGAUGAACAAGAAGAUGGUAGUUCUCCCCAAACAACGAAUAAACCUUCGAAGUUCCAAGCAAGAGAAGCGGAAACUGAAUUUAGGAAACGUUACUCUACUAAAGGAGGUGAAAUUAGAUUACAUUUCCAAUUUGAAGGAGAAGAAGCUCGUACUGCAAUGACUGAUUUAAAUGCUAAACUACCUGGAAGUACUUCCAGCCUAAAUGUAGAAUGCAGAAAUUCCAAGCAGCAUGGAAAAAAGGAUUCUAAAAUCACAGAUCAUUUCAUGAGAAUGACUAAAGCAGAGGACAGAAGAAAAGAACAAUGUGAAAUCAAACAUCAAAGAACAGAAAGGAAGAUCCCUAAAUACACUCCGCCUCACCUUUCUCCAGAUAAGAAGUGGCUUGGAACGCCUAUUGAGGAGAUGAGAAGAAUGCCUUGGUGUGGGAUUCGGCUGCCUCUCUUGAGGCCAUCUGCCAAUCACACAGUAACUAUUCGGGUAGAUCUUUUGCGAGCAGGAGAAGUUCCGAAACCUUUCCCAACACAUUAUAAAGAUUUGUGGGAUAACAAGCAUGUUAAAAUGCCUUGUUCAGAACAAAAUUUGUACCCUGUGGAAGAUGAGAAUGGUGAACGAACUGCAGGGAGCCGGUGGGAGCUCAUUCAAACAUCACUUCUCAACAAAUUCACUCGACCUCAAAACCUGAAGGAUGCUAUUCUGAAAUACAAUGUGGCAUAUUCUAAGAAAUGGGACUUUACAGCUUUGAUUGAUUUCUGGGAUAAGGUACUUGAAGAAGCAGAAGCUCAACAUUUGUAUCAGUCCAUUUUGCCUGAUAUGGUAAAAAUUGCACUCUGUCUGCCAAAUAUUUGUACCCAGCCAAUACCACUCCUGAAACAGAAGAUGAAUCAUUCCAUCACAAUGUCACAGGAACAGAUUGCCAGUCUUUUAGCCAAUGCUUUCUUCUGCACAUUUCCACGAAGAAAUGCUAAGAUGAAAUCGGAAUAUUCUAGUUACCCAGACAUUAACUUCAAUCGGUUGUUUGAAGGACGUUCAUCAAGGAAACCAGAGAAACUUAAAACUCUCUUCUGCUACUUUAGAAGAGUCACGGAGAAAAAACCUACUGGCUUGGUGACAUUUACAAGACAGAGUCUUGAAGAUUUUCCAGAAUGGGAAAGGUGUGAAAAACCCUUGACACGAUUGCAUGUCACCUAUGAAGGUACCAUAGAAGGAAACGGCCGAGGCAUGCUACAGGUGGAUUUUGCAAAUCGCUUUGUUGGAGGCGGCGUAACCAGUGCAGGACUUGUACAAGAAGAAAUCCGAUUUUUAAUCAAUCCUGAGUUGAUUGUUUCACGACUCUUCACUGAGGUGCUGGAUCACAAUGAAUGUCUUAUUAUCACAGGUACUGAACAGUACAGUGAAUACACAGGCUAUGCUGAGACAUAUCGUUGGGCCCGGAGCCAUGAAGAUGGGAGUGAAAGGGACGACUGGCAGCGGCGCUGCACUGAGAUAGUUGCCAUUGAUGCGCUUCACUUCAGACGCUACCUUGAUCAGUUUGUGCCUGAGAAAAUGAGACGGGAGCUUAACAAGGCUUACUGUGGAUUUCUCCGCCCUGGAGUUUGUUCACAGAAUCUUUCUGCAGUGGCCACUGGAAACUGGGGCUGUGGUGCCUUUGGGGGUGAUGCUAGAUUAAAAGCCUUAAUACAGAUACUGGCAGCUGCUGCAGCCGAGCGAGACGUGGUUUAUUUCACCUUUGGGGACUCAGAAUUGAUGAGAGACAUUUACAGCAUGCACACUUUCCUCACUGAAAGGAAACUUACUGUUGGAGAAGUGUAUAAGCUGUUGCUACGAUAUUACAAUGAAGAAUGCAAAAACUGUUCCACCCCUGGACCAGACAUCAAGCUUUAUCCAUUUAUAUACCAUGCUGCUGAGUCCUAUGCAGAGGCCACUGACCAGCCAGGGCAAAGGACAGGGACCUGAGGAGCCAAAUGAAUAGACCUUCUCCCACCUCUCACCAGGGAUGUUCUGGUUGAAUUUUCAGGUGUACAUAUGAACUGAUUUAAGUUAAUAUAAAUGUGUAUAUAAUCC